Molecule: messenger RNA, 2533 nt
Organism: Silurus meridionalis
Lineage: Eukaryota; Metazoa; Chordata; Actinopteri; Siluriformes; Siluridae
Gene: eloa
Product: elongin A
Exons: 12
Coding region: 84-1964 (626 amino acids)
Biological process (GO): transcription elongation by RNA polymerase II
Cellular component (GO): nucleus; elongin complex
Molecular function (GO): protein binding
Source: RefSeq, a predicted model, not a curated record
UUCCGGGAUCUCGUUGGAUCAGACUGGGCAGGCGCUGUGUGUGUGAUGAAGUGGUUUCCGCUCACUAUAUACCAGCUGUAAACAUGGCGGAGGAGCUAUUAGAAGCAGUGGAGAAGUUGCAGUCACGGCUUUCAGAGAAUCAGGAGCCCAGGAAGCUGUUGAAGACACUUAAGAGAUUGGGAGAGCUGCCUAUGACAGUGGACAUUUUGGUGGAAACGGGCGUUGGAAAGACUGUAAAUUCUCUACGCAAACAUAACCUUGUUGGUGAGAAUGCAAAGGAUCUUGUGGCCAAGUGGAAGAAGCUCGUACCACAGUCCGCAGAUAGACCAAGUAACACUAAAGAAGCACGCUCCCACUCAAGGCCAGACAAGUCCAGAGGUUACAAACGUACUAGAGAACCUUCACCAGAGCAACUGCCACCCGCAGGGGAUGAAGAGGAAGAAGAAUAUCGACAAGAAUACUCCCCCUCCCCCCCACAGCACUACAGUCAACAGUAUGGUCAUAGAAAUUCAGGGGGUUAUCAAUCAGAGGAAUAUGAGAGUCCGGUAGACGAGCCAGUACCUAGUCCCCCACAAAAACAAAUAGGACACAGCAAGCCACACAGGGAGCAAGCCAGAGCACAUGGCUCUCAUUCCUCCAGGGAGCAGGAGAGACCGAAUCGCCCAGCUCAGGUUCAGAGUGAGGCACAGAACCGACAAUAUAAUAAGGAACAGAAAGGAACAGUGACACACCCAUCAUCAAAACGCAGUCAUCAAUCCUCCACACAGGAAAGUAAGAAAGAAAAGAAAAAAGUCAGUGAUGGCAGGGAAAAAAGAGAGAAGCCAGAGACAGUGCAAGAUGAUCAUGAAGAGAAUUCCUUUGAAGCACCUACCAUGUCUUUUGAAUCUUUUCUGACUUAUGAUGAACCUACUCACACUAAGAAAAAGAAGAAAAACUCUCGACCAGCUCAGCCUGUUACCCAUGCUUCUUCAGUAUCCUCAAAGUCCAAUAAAUCUAAUGGGACUAGCUUUAAACGGCCCGAGUCAUCUACCGCAUCAGUAUCCACACCCAUAGUGCCAGAGAAACGCAGAAAGGUUCUUCCUCAGAUAGUUGAUGUUGUGCCCAUUUUACCUGACAUUCCACUGCCAGCGAUUCAACCCAACUAUAGACCGCUGCCCUCAAUAGACGUCACACCACUCUCCCCACAGAGACGCAAAGUUCCCAUACCAUAUGAUGAAGAGGAUACUGGCUUUACUGGGCGACGUUUCAAUUCCAAAAUGGUGGUGUACUCUGGCUCAAAGUCCUCGUGUUUGCCCAAGAUGAUGACUCUAUAUGACCAGUGCAUUAGAGUUCUGCAGAACAAUAUUGACUCAAUUGAUGAAGUUGGUGGUGUGCCUUAUGAGAUUUUGGAGCCAGUUUUAGAAAGAUGUACUCCAGAACAGUUGUACCGCAUUGAACAGUGUAACCAGUCUUUUAUAGAGGAAUCAGAUGAGCUGUGGAUGCGGCACUGCCAGCGGGACUUUAAGUGUGAGUCUCCUCAGGAGUAUGAGUCUUGGAGAGAGUUGUAUUUGCGCCUGCAUGAAGAACGGGAAGAGCGCCUACGCAAGCUUACACAGAACAUUAGCUCUGCCCAUGCCAAUAAACCUAAAGGUCGCCAAGUAAAGAUGGCUUACGUGAACUCUCUUGCUAAGCCACCUCGUGAUGUUCGGAAAAGACAGGAAAAGUUUGGCACAAAGAAUGGCUCUACCAGCACCAGCGUUAGUGCUGCAGCUCCCAUCCCAGUCAAAAUCAGACCACACAGCUCCUACAGUCAGCCGAGUGAUGGUGGCCAGUCUUCCUACAGCAGUCCUCCUGAGCCAUCUUAUUCUCCUGCUCCAAGCAGCAGUGCUGGCCAUAGUUCUAGAGAAAAACCACAGGUCAAAAAAAUUGCCCCUAUGAUGGCUAAAACUAUCAGAGCCUUUAAAAACAGGUUUUCUCGGCGGUGAAGGAAAAGGAGAUGAAGCUUUUCUAUCAUGAGUAUAGAGUCCAUUCUCAUGUUAAAAUAAUGUUUAAAGCUGCAAUGCCCUCGCUUCUUUUUUCAUUUUUUAAUUUUAGUUGUGGAUAUGCAGAUCACUGGAAAACAAAGAAACAAACACAAAGACUUUUUGCCAUAGGAUGUGGUCAUGUUUCUCUCUUUCAGAUGAAUUACAUACUGUGCAGUACAGUACACUACAAUGGGACAUUGGAUUUUAUCUGUUUUUAUUUUGGAUAUUUAAUUACUGUUGUAAACAAAACUAGCUGCAUUACGCUUUGAAUGAGGGAGGAAUUUCCACAACAGUGUGAUUGUGUUUGUUGUUUCAGUUUGAGUUAAUUCAUGUUAAGAACAUAUCGGGAAAGAGGGAUUAGUUCGAUGAUAAUGACCCGACACAUCCACUUGACUAUUUAUUUGAAAUCCAUGGCUCUGCUUUCCCUAAACUUGGGCAGAUGGAAUUUGAGGACGAUCAAAAAUGAUAAUUUUAAUGCAUUUUAAUAAAUGUUAUAUGGACAUUUUUAAUAAAAUGUGUUUUCCCCCUUA